GUUGUUUUCGCCGCGAAAAAUCAACAGCUCUACUUCAGAGCGGUUGACAUUUAUUGAAGAUAUGUCUAAUAAAAAGCAGUUCUUAUUGGACUAAGCUGGACUAAGUGGCACAGCUGAGUGGAUAGAAGGUUUACCCGUACGCGUGCGGUGUGCUGUGGUAGAAUGCGCCGGAGAACCGCGGCUGUAAGUGUGGAAGUGAAGCAGGUGAUCGGAGCUCUGUGCAGACUGCUGGCGGCCGCCGGCCUGGAACCUGUCCCGCCACCGGACAACUUCCGGCGGGCUAAGUUCGGCGGGGGACCCGAGGUGGAGGACCAGUUCUGGCAGCUUCUCACCAGCUUCAUUCAGACAUCUAGCUUUGUCUCCCAGGAAGCCGCUGCACAGACAGGAGGAGCUGGAGAGAACAGAAAGCUGGUGGAGGCAGGCCUCUGGCAGACUGGCUACCAUGCAGACUGGAUGUAUGCAAGUUGGGGAGGAAGAGGAGGAGAGGAGCAAGGGAGAGUAUGUAGCAGAGACCUCCUCCUGGCACUGGGUUGGCUUCUCGCGACAGGAAAACUGGAGGAGCUGCUAACCUGGCGAGUGCAGCGGCUGGACAAGACCCUGCUCACGCCUCCACCUGUUAACCCUCAGCUCCCCAACAAGCUUCCGUCAGAUUCUGCAUCUCUGAGGAAACUACACUGGCUCAUUGGUUGCCUGAGAUGCCAGGGGCGGACCCUGCUUUCCAUGCAAGAGGAGCGGACUCACUUGCUCCACGCUGUUUUCUUUGCCAGGAUUGCCUCUUCUGUACCCUCCUCCUCCUCCUCUGAUCAAAGCUCAGCUGUGCUAAGGGAGGACUGUGUUUGUGUGCAGCAGCUCUGUGACCUCCUAGAAGCAUAUCUGAACUGGAAACGGGUGGAGAAAGUCUUCUGGACCUGGAUGGACAGUGUGUUGGAUUGCCAUCUGACGGAUGCUGUCAUCAAGAAGUCUACACACGAUGCACCCAAUGGGAGCGCAAGAGUGUGUCGUCACGGAAACCAGGGACUGGGGAAAUUGGAGGAGAUGCUGUUGAGGCUGCCUCCAGGACAGAAAGGCCAGAGGAGAGGCAGAGGGGAUGCUGAGGACGGAGGAGGAAGGAGGAGGUCGCAGGGUGGAUCGGACACCUCUUGCCUCCCUCCUCUUCUCUCCUCUCUCUGCUGCCAGCCCUCCCUCUCCCAAGUCUACCGAGCCAGGCUCCAGACCGGGAGGCCAGUUCGACACAGCAGUCAGCCAGCAGAGGGACCUGGCGGCGGGACCGAGACUCCGGACGAGCUCCCAGCGUCUCAGGCUGCCCAGCUGCUGCUCCAGACAGAGGCUCUGCUGCUGGAGAGGCGGGACAGGCAGAGACUGGCGAAUAGGACCCAGCUGCAGGAGAUGAUUGGCAGGCUGGACGAACUGGUCUUAAUACCACCGCAGACUUUUAUUUAAUCCUCAAAAUGCUCAUUUACUAAUUCAGAAAAUAAACACUAUAUGGAUUUUCA
Messenger RNA from Pseudoliparis swirei, 1493 nucleotides. RefSeq names its product tubulin epsilon and delta complex 1 (gene tedc1). Bases 163 to 1440 code for a protein of 425 amino acids. The record is from RefSeq and is a predicted model, not a curated record. NCBI's taxonomy places the organism in Eukaryota, Metazoa, Chordata, Actinopteri, Perciformes, Liparidae. The transcript is spliced from 8 exons.